Fusarium graminearum PH-1 is the source of this 651-nucleotide messenger RNA. RefSeq lists its product as uncharacterized. The transcript has 2 exons. Lineage: Eukaryota; Fungi; Ascomycota; Sordariomycetes; Hypocreales; Nectriaceae. Bases 61 to 303 code for a protein of 80 amino acids. The record is from RefSeq and is a predicted model, not a curated record.
AACAACUCAUCUCAUUACACAACAAAGUUUAUUACAUUUUAAAAUCAAUUCGAAACAAAGAUGUCCUCUUGCACCACUAAGGCUAAGAUUGAUAUCUCCCUCGAUGAGGACUUUGGCGAGCACAGCGUCUCCCAAAUCAUUGGCCGUCGAGGUGAAAAGAUAGCCAAAGCGAAGCAUCAACCUUGGAAAGCUGCUUAUAAAGUGGACCCGACUGAUGUUCCAUCUACCAUGUCUCUACACGACAAACCCUGGUACAAGAGUGAGCAUCUCGACGCGGCGUACGAGGACCAUUCCGGUGCUUAAGUGGAGAGGGGCAUAUUUCUUGCCUGCAUGGGACUUGCAAAUGAUGCUUAUGUGUUGCCUGUAUAGCUGAUAUCAUGUUUAUAUUUUGGGGUUACUCGAGGAAGACAUGAGUAGGCAUUCGUUACUAUCUUGUUUAAAUGCCUCCUUGAACAGUUGAAAUUGGAAUUGAUAACCCUCGUUGAAACUUUACAUCAGUAAAGCCUUUAAAAACAAACCACGACCUUAACUUCGAUGCUUUCUCGAGCCUUUGUCUUCCCAGCGGUGUCAGCCAAUUCAAAGCCCGUGUGAGGGGUUCCUGACAAUUGGGUAAUACUCGUUAGCUAGUAGAUAGUACGGAUCACGAUCCUU